This is a messenger RNA of Gloeophyllum trabeum ATCC 11539, 758 nucleotides long. RefSeq lists its product as uncharacterized. The coding region runs from base 43 to 540 and encodes 165 amino acids. Lineage: Eukaryota; Fungi; Basidiomycota; Agaricomycetes; Gloeophyllales; Gloeophyllaceae. The transcript has 4 exons. Gene Ontology annotation, cellular component: ribosome; cytosolic large ribosomal subunit. Gene Ontology annotation, biological process: translation. The record is from RefSeq and is a predicted model, not a curated record. Gene Ontology annotation, molecular function: structural constituent of ribosome; large ribosomal subunit rRNA binding.
CACACCGGACCCGAUACUAGGCAGGACACACUUCUCGCAGCCAUGGCCCCCAAGUUCGAUCCCAACGAAAUUAAGAUCAUCAAGCUCCGUGCGACUGGGGGUGAAGUUGGUUCUUCCUCUGCCCUCGCACCCAAAAUCGGUCCUCUCGGUCUGUCACCGAAGAAGGUCGGGGAAGAUAUCGCGAAGGCUACGGGUGCAUGGAAGGGUCUGCGGGUGACUGUCCAGCUCACCAUUCAAAAUCGGCAAGCCGCCGUUUCUGUCGUUCCUUCCGCAUCCUCCCUUGUCAUUAAGGCUUUGAAGGAGCCUCCCCGUGACCGGAAAAAAGAGAAGAACAUCAAGCACUCCGGCAACAUCCCCCUCGACGAAAUCUUUGACAUCGCACGGACAAUGCGGUCGAAGUCCUUGGCGAAGGACCUGGCUGGUGUUACGAAGGAGAUCUUGGGUACGGCGCAGAGUGUUGGAUGCACGGUUGACGGCCAACCUCCACACGAUAUUAUCGACGGUAUCAACUCGGGAGAGAUCGAGGUACCAGAUGAGUAGAUGUUCGGGUCAUUGUCUUUUCCAUGUUGUGCAUUAUAUAUCAUCGGGCCUCAUCCGUCGCCUUGAGUGUUUAUGACUGUACCUCAGGACGUAUGCAGGUCAUGUUCGCCGAGGCAAGUCAUGUUGUUACUCUCAAGGCCCUAUGCUGUGGCCUAGUACACGCGUCAUGUUGUGCGAUAACACCGCUAGACGUCCGGCCAAUGUACUGUCUUCGCAGA